Messenger RNA from Syngnathus acus (greater pipefish), 3720 nucleotides. It is a transcript of the gene grm8a, whose product is annotated as glutamate receptor, metabotropic 8a. NCBI's taxonomy places the organism in Eukaryota, Metazoa, Chordata, Actinopteri, Syngnathiformes, Syngnathidae. The record is from RefSeq and is a predicted model, not a curated record. Gene Ontology annotation, biological process: regulation of synaptic transmission, glutamatergic; G protein-coupled glutamate receptor signaling pathway. Gene Ontology annotation, molecular function: group III metabotropic glutamate receptor activity. Gene Ontology annotation, cellular component: membrane. The transcript is spliced from 14 exons. The coding region runs from base 840 to 3566 and encodes 908 amino acids.
AAGAUCCACCACGCUCCUGUUUCUCGCGGUGGGCGGUGCUUAUGACAAUCAAUGGGCGUAAUCGAAAAAAAUCGACUCAAGUUGAGGCAAUCAAUAGGGCGGAUUUGACAUAUUGACGCGCUCGUGUAAAAUUGUAACAUUCUCCCCGUUAACUAUCUAACCUAUCAACACGGAUCGAUAAACUUGAUUGACGUUCGUGCGGCUCAAUUUCGAUCCCAGCUAUUGACGUAACGCGUGAAACGAAUGCAGGUGUUUUCUGAUUAUUGACGUGUCGUGACGUAGGUCUGACUUUCUCUCUCCAUGUCGCGCGCACGCACUCCCUCUACCUUCUCGUGGCCGCGCGCACGUUUUGGGGGGAGCGCUUGAUUGAGGCAGCUGCGCUCGUCCCACGGACGGUAUUCCGUUCGAUAUUUACCUGUAAACACAAGCAAGGAGCACUUCUAGCAACAUUUGGGCGUCUUCACCUACGUUUUUUUUUUUUUUAAACUGUCGUGGAUAAGGAUAUCACACUCAAGGAGGACUGCUUUAUUUUUUUUUCUCUUUUUUUUUUUUUCUCUUGGAGGGACCCCCGCACGGGAGAAGACUGGAAGUCCACUCGGGGAGGAUACUCCUCAUCUUCCACACUCUGAAGACUUUAAGGCUCGACUGAACAUGUGACCAGUGGACAAACUCCCGAAAAAGAUUAUCAUCCUCUAGAUGCGUCUCGUUUGGAAUAUGACUCACUCCUGGGGCUCAGCUAGCUUCACCCCUUGGCUCCUCCCCCACACCCUUGUCAACCAGUAGAACCCCCCCCGCCCUUACUUUUGGAAUCCUUAACCCUUCCGAGAUCGCCUCCAAUCAUGGAGCCUCAAUCGAACCGUCAGCCGCAGUCCAACCCCGUCGUCUUUGUCCCGCUGGUCCUCCUGUGCGUUUGUCUCCUUCCCGUCGCCCGGCCGCAGCGACUCCCCAUCGACCCCCAAGCCGCGCCGGAGUACGCCCACUCCAUCCGGUUGGACGGCGACAUCAUCCUGGGCGGAUUGUUCCCAGUGCACUCGCGGGGCGACCGCGGCACACCUUGCGGGGACCUCAAGAAGGAGAAGGGCAUCCACCGCCUGGAGGCCAUGAUGUUCGCCAUCGACUUGAUCAACAAGGACCCCGAGUUGUUGCCCAACAUCACGCUGGGGGCACGGAUCUUGGAUACCUGCUCCAGGGACACGUACGCUCUGGAGCAGUCGCUGACCUUCGUGCAGGCCCUGAUCGAGAGGGACGGCUCGGACGUGCGCUGCGCCAACGGCGACCCGCCCAUCUUCACCAAGCCGGAUAAAAUUGUCGGCGUGAUCGGAGCGGCGGCCAGCUCCGUGUCCAUCAUGGUGGCCAACAUACUGCGCCUCUUCAAGAUCCCCCAGAUCAGCUACGCCUCCACGGCCCCCGAGCUGAGCGACAACACCCGCUACGACUUCUUCUCCCGCGUGGUCCCGCCGGACUCCUACCAGGCGCAGGCCAUGAUGGACAUUGUGACAGCCAUGGAGUGGAACUAUGUGUCCACGUUGGCCUCUGAGGGAAACUACGGCGAGAGCGGCGUGGAGGCCUUCGUCCAGAUCUCACGAGAAACCGGUGGUGUUUGUAUCGCGCAAUCCUUGAAGAUCCCAAGGGAGCCAAAGCCGGGGGAGUUUGACAAGAUCAUUAGACGUCUGUUGGAGACCUCCAACGCCAGGGCCAUCAUUAUGUUCGCUAAUGAGGACGACAUAUGGCGCGUUUUGGAUGCAGCAAAGAGGAACAACCAAACGGGCCACUUUUUAUGGGUGGGCUCCGAUAGUUGGGGAGCCAAGAGCUCCCCUGUGAUUGACCAGGAAAGCGUGGCGGAGGGAGCCAUCACUAUUCUUCCCAAGCGAGCAUCUGUUGACGCCUUCGACCGCUACUUCCGGAGCCGCUCGCUGUCCAAUAACAGGAGGAACGUUUGGUUUGCCGAGUUUUGGGAGGAGAACUUCAACUGUAAGCUGGGCAUGCACGGCAAACGACUGGGCAACCCUAAGAAGUGCACAGGUUUGGAGAAAGUGGGCCGCGACUCCAGCUACGAACAAGAAGGCAAGGUGCAGUUUGUGAUGGACGCCGUGUACGCCAUGGCCCACGCGCUACACCACAUGCACCGCAAGCUAUGCUACGGCUACCCGGGUUUGUGCCCGCGCAUGUCUAACAGCAUCGACGGGAAGGAGCUGCUUGGCCAUAUCCGCGCCGUCAACUUCAACGGAAGUGCCGGCACGCCUGUGGUUUUCAACGAGAACGGAGAUGCGCCGGGGAGAUACGAUAUCUUCCAGUACCAGAUCACCAACAGGUCCGAGUACAGAGUCAUCGGCUCCUGGACCAAUAAACUGCACCUCAAGGUUGAGGCCAUGCGCUGGAAAAGGGAUGACCCAUCGCUGCCGGCUUCCGUGUGCAGCCUCCCGUGCCGCGCCGGGGAAAGGAAGAAGGUGGUGAAGGGGGUACCCUGUUGCUGGCACUGCGAACGAUGCGAGGGGUACCACUACCAGGCCUCCGAGUUCAUGUGCGAGCUUUGUCCGUACGAAAUGCGACCCGACGCCAACCGCACGGGCUGCGUCCCCAUCCCCAUCAUCAAGCUGGAGUGGCACUCGGCGUGGGCCGUGGUCCCCGUCUUCCUCUCCAUGCUGGGCAUCAUCGCCACGUCGUUCGUCAUCGUCACCUUCGUGCGCUACAACGACACGCCCAUCGUGCGGGCCUCGGGCCGGGAGAUGAGCUACGUGCUGCUCACAGGUAUCUUCCUGUGCUACGCCAUCACCUUCCUGAUGAUAGCCGCGCCGGACGUUGGCGUGUGCUCCUUGCGGAGGAUCUUCCUGGGCUUGGGCAUGUGCUUCAGCUACGCGGCACUCCUCACCAAGACCAACAGGAUCCACCGCAUCUUUGAGCAGGGCAAGAAGUCGGUCACGGCGCCCAGGUUCAUCUCCCCGGCCUCGCAGCUGGUCAUCACCUUCUCCCUCAUCUCGGUCCAGCUGCUAGGUGUGUUCUUAUGGUUCGCCGUGGACCCGCCGCACACUGUGGUGGACUACGGCGAGCAGCGGACCCAGGACCCCAGGUCAGCGCGCGGGGUCCUCAAGUGCGACAUCUCGGAUCUGUCGCUCAUCUGCUCCUUGGGCUACUCCAUCCUGCUGAUGGUCACCUGCACGGUGUACGCCAUCAAGACACGCGGCGUGCCCGAGACCUUCAAUGAGGCCAAGCCCAUCGGCUUCACCAUGUACACCACCUGUAUCAUCUGGCUUGCCUUCAUCCCCAUCUUCUUUGGAACGUCGCAGUCUGCGGAGAGGAUGUACAUCCAAACCACCACCCUGACCGUCUCGCUCAGUCUGUCGGCCUCCGUCUCCCUGGGGAUGCUCUACAUGCCCAAAGUCUACAUCAUCCUCUUCCACCCCGAGCAGAACGUGCCCAAACGGAAGCGCAGUUUCAAGGCCAUUGUGACCGCCGCCGCCAUGUCGGGGAAGCUGUCGCAGAAGGGAGAUCGGCCCAAUGGAGAAGUGAAGACUGAGCUGUGUGAGAGCAUGGAGACCAACAGUAAGGCUUCUUCUUACUGCUGCUAAUUCCCGUAGCGAAUGUUGCUAUUUCGUCAGGAUUCCCAAAAGCUUCAUCUACGAAGACGACAUAUGUCAGCUACAGCAACCACGCCACCUGAAACCAGACAAGAUGACAAGCUUAGCGGACCAAUGGACCAACAGGCAGAAUCCAAGCAUGAGA